AUGUGCGACGGGUACCCACAACGAACGUUGAGGUGGUCGUACAAACACGAGAUAACGGCGAGUGAGACAUCGGAACAGCAUCACAAGUCGCCAGAGCCUCCAAACGAUAGCCGAUCGAAGUCUAAUGUGAUUCUGGACGGGGCUGAUGUCUCUACCCGUGAGGAAGUUGCUGAGGACAUUUACCCAAUACCGGUCCCCGAAACAGCUCUUUGGCCAGAAUCAGAAUGGAUGGGCCUAACAGAUCUUAUUGGCUUGGAUUCUACGAACAUGUUCGAUCAGGACUUCGGUGAUAGCCUUGGAUCGGUUGCCAUCGAAACUCCGACCUUGGACUUUUCGACUUCCAACUGGCUACCGGACUUCUGCUUCGCCAUGUCACCCCAACAAAGCUCAUGGUUAGAUCUUGGUAUAGCCGGCCAAACUCAACCACCAGGGAUUAACUCAGACUCUUCCAUGCGGCUACUGAAAUGUUGGUUCGAUGAAGUAUGCCCGGCAUGGUCCGGUUUCGACUCCAAGUCUAACAUGAAUCGAAAGAUAGCCGAGGACCUUUGGCAAAGCUCUCCCCCAGUCUUUGCCGCUCUUCAGAGCAUGUCAGCCAGUUUCCUGUCUGCACGGCUGCCGCAAAUGAGGCACUCUGCCAUGAGCCUGCUAAAGACAGCAACACUGAGCGUUCAAGCUGAGAUACAAGAGCUCAACGAGAAGAAUGUCCUAGACGAGAUGCCUACCGGUAUCAUAUUCGCACUAAUCUGCCUUGGGACGACGAUUUGUUGGUUGGAUACUCGUCGAGUGGGUUGGCCGUUUCUGCAAGAAGCAAAAACACUACUCCGCUGGAGCUCACAACAACAGUUUGCUGCUGAUACUGACAAGCUGGAUUUCUUUAACAAGAGUCUCACCUACUGGGAUAUGUUGAUAUCUUUCAUAUAUGAUCCAGAACCGGAGGCUGAUAUUCACCAAGUCAGCGCACUCCCCUCAUCCUACCAGAGAUCCAGAUCGUUGGAUACUUACAGCCAGUCUUCCUACGAAACGGAGCCUCAUCCCUGGACUGGCGUCUCACUACUGAGCACGACCCUUCUCGCGCGGUCGAUUCGCCUUUGUCGGCUCUAUCGCCAUCGAACUAAUGAACGAAAUCUUGACUCGCCUCCAACAACACCAGGAAUUGAGCAGGCAAAGGAGUUGGAGGUAGAGUUACUACAACUGCAGCUUUCGCCCAGGCCGUCGCUCAACGAUACUGGCGACCAGCGCACGCCAGCUACUCACCUCCUACAUGUUGCUGAAGGCUAUCAACUCGCCUCCUUGCUACAGCUCUAUAUACAGUUUCCUGCCUUAUUAGUGCCCCAUUCUCAACUUGUGCCGCGAGACCCCAGUGAACAAGAGAUAACCAUGCUAUGGCACAAGCGCAUCAUACCCCUAACUCUUCGGCUCAUAGAAGUUCUGGAGCAUAUCCCGUCCGAGUCUGGCAGCUGCGCUAUCCAGCCGCUUUUAUAUAUCUGUGCUGCCACAGGUCUUCGAUACACACCAACCUUACCACUUGACGCAGAGUCAAACUCCAUCAGCGGUGGUAGUCAGGUCAAGCCAAGGCCAAUGGAGAGCAUUCUUGACUAUCUGGACCUUCUCAAAGACCCACUUGAACAUUCCAAGGAGGAGGCGGACCCUUUAUCCGUGUCACAGAUGGCGCUUGACGUCAGCAAAGGGCGAGCCUUUAUCUUACGGCGUCUUAGUGUCUUUAAAGAAUGCUUGCACCCUGGUCCAAUCGAAGUCGCUGAAAGAUUUACGAAAGAAUUAUGGGCUACUUAUGAUGAAGCACCCCGGUGGAGUAUGGACGUUUGUUGGAUCAGCCUUAUGGAGAAGAAGGACCUCCGAACGUUGUUUGGAUAA
Molecule: messenger RNA, 1872 nt
Organism: Fusarium mangiferae
Lineage: Eukaryota; Fungi; Ascomycota; Sordariomycetes; Hypocreales; Nectriaceae
Exons: 1
Coding region: 1-1872 (623 amino acids)
Biological process (GO): positive regulation of transcription by RNA polymerase II
Cellular component (GO): nucleus
Molecular function (GO): DNA-binding transcription factor activity; transcription cis-regulatory region binding
Source: RefSeq, a predicted model, not a curated record